This is a messenger RNA of Podospora anserina S mat+, 1863 nucleotides long. RefSeq lists its product as uncharacterized. The transcript is spliced from 3 exons. The record is from RefSeq and is a predicted model, not a curated record. Bases 1 to 1863 code for a protein of 620 amino acids. Lineage: Eukaryota; Fungi; Ascomycota; Sordariomycetes; Sordariales; Podosporaceae. Gene Ontology annotation, molecular function: transmembrane transporter activity. Gene Ontology annotation, biological process: transmembrane transport.
AUGGGGCUGGGAGUGCUGGAAGAUCGGGUGAUGGAACAUGUGCCUGGCACAACCAGAUACUUUGACGACCCGGAACGACCGCAAUUCUCUAGCGAGGGAGUCGAGGGCCUCAAGUGCGAUACCAGCGGACAGAUGCCCAUCAUUCUCGUCCCUCAGCCAUCAGAUGACCCUAACGACCCCUUGAACUGGCCGUUAUGGAAGCGCGAUCUCAUCACCUUUAUUCUCUCCGUGACGGCCAUCUUUGCGACGUGUCUUGGUCCAAUUCUUGCCGCCAACACGCUGACCCUGACCGAAGAUUUCUCGGUCAAAUUCUCCAAGGUCGCCGAACUUACAGGAUGGUAUCUCUUCGGAGUCGGAAUCGCCGCCUUCUUCUUCGUCCCCUCGGGUCGUCUGUGGGGAAAGCGUCAUUUGUUUGUGGGCGGAACCAUCCUGCUGAUCAUCACCUCGGCUUGGGGAGGCGCAUCGCGACACAACUAUGCGAGCAUGGCUGCUGCGAGAGUGUUUCAGGGUGUGGCCACAGCGCCGUUCGAGUCGCUUGUCAAUGUUGCGGUGGGAGAUCUGUACUGUGUGCAUCAACGCGGCAUUCGUAUGGCCUUCACAAAUCUGGCCGUCUUUGGUGGUGCCUUUUUCACCCCCAUCCUGGUGGGCAAGAUCACCCAUGAGAUUGGAUGGCAGUGGACCUUUUACUUUGUCGCCAUCUUCUGCGGCUUGUGCUUGCCGGCCGUAUACUUCUUUUGCCCCGAAACCGCCUAUCGGCGAGACCAGUCUCUCAACACUGAUAUGCUGUCGUCCGAUGGCCCAGGCGCCCAACAGUUCUUCGCGAACACUUUGAACGCCCCUAAGGAGCCUGAGAAAACGACGAAGAGAGACGCUCCGUCCACUCCUGAUACAUUGGUUGGUGAUGACGCCAACCAGACUCAGGUAGGACUUAGCGAGAUCCCCAUCUCUUCGGCACCUGCAGCUCCAGCCACUUCAUCGACAGCCGCACCCGUCCCAACAGCUCGAGCGUCAGUGGUUCCUCCGCCCAAGGCGACAUUCAAAGACUCUCUUGCCAUGUUCAACGGCCGCAAAGCCGACGAGAAUUUCGUGAAGCUGAUGUUGCGGCCAAUCGUUCUGUUUUUCCAUCCGGCCUUUUUCUGGGCAUGCUUGAUUCAGGGGUUGAUGAUUGGCUGGACAGUCUUCAUUGGUGUCAUUCUUGCUCAGUUCUUCAUCGGCCCUCCUCUCUGGUGGGGCGAGGUUGAGACAGGAUAUGCAUACACAGCGGCGUUUGUUGGCGCUAUUGUCGGCUUCCUCAUCGCUGGUCUCUUGUCCGACUGGAGUGCCCGUUUGAUGACUAAGUGGAACAAGGGCAUCUAUGAGCCAGAAUUCCGUCUGUUUCUCAUCAUUCCCAUGAUGAUUUUUGGGUGCAUUGGGCUGUACGGCUGGGGGCCUACCGCGGAUGAUCUUCUCUGGGACAUUCCCCCUGCCAUUCCGCUCAUGUUCUUCGGUUUCCAGGUUGCUGGUAUGGUUAUUGGCGCAGUGGCCAGCUCGCUUUACAUUGUGGAUGCUUAUCGCGACCUGGCUAUCGAAGGCUUCACCAUCAUGAUCGUCUUCAAGAACUUGCUCAGUUUUGGCCUCACCCUCAAGGCCUUCCAGUGGCUUGUCCUCAAUCAGACCAAGGCUACUCCGUUGUUCAACAUUAUUGGUUCUGUGCAACUGGUUGUCUGCCUGUCCAGCAUUCCGUUGUGUAAGUCUCAACUGGUGUCCUUUUUGUCUCUGUUGCUCGUGCUAAUACCUAUCCCCCCAUCUGCAGACGUAUUUGGUAAGCGCAUGCGCAGCUUUUACCAUCGCCACGACUGGUUGGCUUUCUGCAAGGUCAGGUAA